Molecule: messenger RNA, 1281 nt
Organism: Papaver somniferum (opium poppy)
Lineage: Eukaryota; Viridiplantae; Streptophyta; Magnoliopsida; Ranunculales; Papaveraceae
Exons: 3
Coding region: 1-1281 (426 amino acids)
Source: RefSeq, a predicted model, not a curated record
AUGAACCAAAGGUCUACCCAGACUAUGAGCUGUAAUAGUGAGCCCAGAACUUAUCCAUGUACCAUUUGUGGUGACCAAAGUCAUACUGGACCUCAGUGCCCCCUGUUUUACUUAACUGAAACUACCUGUGACCAGGGUGGCCCAUCUAGCAACCCACCACAAGGUUUUCAUGGGAACCAAACUCAAGUCCAAGAACCGAGCCCAGUUGAACAAAAGGUGUCUUCUCUAGAGGAAACUCUAAGACUCUUUAUUGAAGGUAGUGCCCGAAAUAAUGCCGAGACUACCCAAACUUUUAAACUUUUAGGACAAAGGUUCGAUGAAGUUCAACGUAACCAACAAAACAGUGACCGAGCUAUUACCAACAUAGAGACUCAGAUAAGUCAACUGUCAAACAGGUUAAAUGAUAGGGAAAACGGGAAAUUUCCUAUCCAAUCGACUCCAAAUUCGAAAGGAGUUAACCAGGUUAAUGGGUCGGGUAGUUCUAACCACAAUGAACAUGUCAAAGCAGUUAUCACCCUUAGAAGUGACCUUAAUGGGCCUGAGAGGGCUAAGAGUCCAAGUGAGGAAGAUAUCCCUGAGAGGGUGUACAUACCACCCGCACCAUUUCCUCAGAGACUCGCUAAGAAAAAGCCUAGUACAUAUGUUGAGAUCCUAGACAUCUUUAAGCAAGUUAAGAUCAACCUGCCUUUAUUAGAUGCAAUAAAACAUGUACCUGCUAUUGCCAAGUUCCUAAAAGAGAUGUGCACUAUCAAGAGAGAAGCGAGUGUCCAUAAGAAGGCAUUUUUGACCCAACAAGUUAGUUCCAUAAUCUCACAAAAGUACCCAGUCAAAUUAAAAGAUCAUGGUUGUUCUACUGUCACAUGUGUCACAGGUAAACAAACGAUAGACAAUGCUCUAUUAGAUCUUGGGGCUAGUGUGAAUCUUUUACCGUUCUCGGUAUAUGAACAAAUUGGACUAGGUGAGAUGAAACCAACUAGGAUAACACUACAGUUAGCCGAUAGGUCAGUCAAAAUCCCACGUGGAAUUAUUGAAGACGUUUUGGUUCAGGUAGAAAACUUUAUUUAUCCAGUUGAAUUUGUGAUUUUAGGCACUCAACCUGUCUCUAGUCAAGAUAUCAAUAUCCCAAUCAUCCUAGGUCAUCCGUUUCUAGCCACUGCAAAUGCAAUCAUACAUUUCCAAACUGGCCUAAUAGAAUUUUCCCCUGGGAAUCAGAAAAUCUCAAUGAACGUUUUUAAGGCGUUACAAGCCCCACCGGACCCUGAACACUAUGAGUCUAUAUGA